CAAAGUGCUCACAGUGCAGGUAGAACAUACUGAUCUACUGCAGUUUGUGCACUUCAGGUAUUGCUGGUCACCUUCCCUCAAACGCCAGCCUGUUUACACUUGAAGGUGGAACUGUGGUGGGUUUACAGCGAGUUUUGUUGGUUUGCUCUCAGCUUCUGCCAGUUUCUGCUGUGCAAAUCCAUGCAAAGCUCUCUGUUUCUCAGACACGCAGCCAAAGGAAGAGAUAUGGGUUUUGUUCUCUGUUGUUCCAAGCUUUGAUGAACACUUGAAAGACUAAAAGUCGUAUUCACCGCAGGCACAAGAGAGCAGCUGUUGUUUUCCUCCCUCCUGUUGCAAUCAUGCUAAGGCAUAUUAACAAAAAGUUUCCUCGGCGUUGCUGUUUGUCUCGCUGUUUUCAGGUGGAUGGCUUCACAAUUUCAAUACUUGACAAAAUGAAAGAAAUUGCACAGUAUCCAUCUGCAACCCGCCAGAUGUUGUGAACAGCUACACAUUUAUCAGAUUGUACUAAUUUGUUAGGAUUAGCACGGUUAAGAUAGAGGUGCUUUUCUCUGGCUUAAUGAACUGAGUUUCAAAUGUUGGCCUCCCUGGUGUUUGGCAUGUAAACUGAUCACUAGGUGGCAGCAUUUCAACUUUAUUGGCUCUGUGGAGCUGAAUUGAAGGAAGAUAAUUCAAAAUGAAGAAGUAAUCAGUGCAAAAUAAAAUGCCAUUAUUGUAUUGACUUUAUUGAUGUCUGUAACUAUUGAAGAUAAAAGGAGAUAAUGUUCACUUUUGCUUGGUUUGGACAGAUUUCCGAGAGUUCCACGUGCUCUUUGUGCACUUUCUCCAUGUGGUUCAGUAAUAAAAGCUCACUUUCAGAUCGUAUCCGACUCUUCUGCUUCAUUUUCACUGCAGCCUAAUGCAUGUGAUCCUCGUGGACACAUUAUCAUCUAACACGACAACAGCUCGUGCACCGCAUGAAUCCCCUCCUUAUCUGCUCUCCUGCAGCCAGGCAGGGCCAAUGUAUCAGCUCACACCACUGCUAUUACACGAGAGGGGAGAUCUCUGUAUAAGCGCAGGUUCACGCCGUGGCGCGCGCACUUUUGGGGGAGCGCGCGCAUAUAUCCGGGGCUCGUUCAUCUGUGUACCGAGCUGAGAGUCAGUGCCGCAAGUGAAGAGGGACUCGUAAGUUACCAGCAUCGAAGUAGCUUCACCAAGAGGCUCAACAGAGCAGCUUUCCAAGCGGACGGACCGUUGAGAGGGGAGGAAGAAAGCGGAAGGAUGCUGAUCCAAGCUCAGUCGGGAGCUGCAGCCUCACCUCUUCAGCGCAAAUACGGGAUCCUCCUGUAACUUUUGAUGUGUUGAAGUUUAUCUCAGCGAUUUGGUGCUCUAUUCUGACCUGUUCGGCUAAGUGCUGCUCGCCUGCCAUGCUUGGUCCGUCAGUCCACAGUGCGCUCUUUCUAUGCGCCUUCCUCCAGCUGUUCUCCCUGCCCGGCGGACAGGUGCCAAACUGCCAGGAGGUGCGCACCGUGUUUCACUCUCUGCACCCGGGCUCCAAGUGGAUCCCCGAAAACCCAGUGUCAGGUGCGGAUCUGCAGGUUUGCCAAACCAAAGGCCCCACCUGCUGUUCCAAGAAGAUGGAGGAGCGGUAUCAGGUAGCUGCACGCAGCAACAUGGAGUCUGGCCUGCAGGUUGUCAGUGCUCAGCUCAAGCAUCUUAUCAUCCAGAAUGCCGCAAUAUUCCAAGAGGCCUUUGACCUGGUGCUGCGUCACGGCCGUAACUCCACCCUGGCCAUGCUGAAGUCAGAGUUCCCGGGUCUCGGAAGUGGAGCCCAGAGCUCCGUGGGGCAGCUCUUCCUGGACAUGUCGCUCUACAUCCUGGGCUCAGACUCUGCAGUGGACCACAUGGUGGCGGUGCUCUACGGCCGCCUCUUCCCCCUGACAUACCGCCGCCUGCUGGGGGGUAGCAUAUCCUCCUCUGUGUCUGAGGAGUGUGUAAGAGGAGCCUGGAAGGACUCAGGAGCAUUUGGCCCAUAUCCCAAAAUGAUGAUGACACGUCUGUCUCGCUCCCUCCUGGCCACACGAGUCUUCCUGCAGGCGUUGAACCUGGGCAUUGAGGUUGUCAACACCACAGACCACCUGCGGCCCAGCCGGGAUUGUAGCCGGGCCCUGCUGCGGCUGUGGUACUGCCCGCACUGCCAAGGCAUGCUGGGGCCGCCAGCCUGCAGAGGCUUCUGUCAAGCGGUAAUGCACGGCUGCCUGGGGGGAGCGGCCGAGGUGCAGCCUCACUGGAGGAACUACGUAGACGGACUGGGGAAGCUGGCUGGAGCCAUGAGGGGAGAGCAGGACAUGGAGGCUGUUGUUCUUAGACUGCCCUCAAUGAUCAAACUGGCUGUCAAGCACGCUGUGAACGCCCGCAUCCGCCUCACCACCCUGGUGAGCGGGAUGUGCGGACACACUCCUCAGCGAUCCUCUCGCUCAGUCGGAUCCCCUCCUCCCCACCCUCCCGCUGCCUCUGCAUCCCGCAACACGCAGCCCUCAUCCUUGGACUCUGAUGAGACUUUGGCUGGCCUCCGCAGGGAGUUCAUAUCCAACCUGAGGGGCUUCAGCUCCUUCUACAGUGGUCUCGGGGAGGCACUGUGCAGCCGUGAGCCUGUUCCAGCAAACCACUCCCUCUGCUGGAAUGGGCAGGAGAUGACAGACAGGUUUCCCGGGCCUGGCCUGAAGCGAUUGCAACCCAGCUCCGAGUCCCGAAGCAACAAGCCCCCUGAGCCAAUCAUCAGCCAGAUCAUAGACAAACUCAAACACAUCAACCAGUUGCUGCGGCUGGUGACGGUAUCUGAGAAGCGCUGGAGAGCUCGGUCGCGUGGAGGAGGAGUGGAUGGGUGGAGCGAUGAGGGGGAAGAGGGAUUCGAGAGUGGUGACUGUGAUGAUGAAGAUGAGUGCACCGGAGUGUCAGGGCUCGGGCCGCCACCGAGACGCAAACGGUUACGCAUCUUUGCAGACCUUGCUGAUAACCUGGCAAUGGAUGACUUCACCUUCCAGGAGCAGCUGCUGACCCCUCGCUUGGCCACAGCCGGGAUCGGAGGUGUCUCCUCACCUGCGGCUCCGCUGUGGAGGAGCUACCUGGUCCCGACGCUCCCUGCGGCGCUUGCUCUGCUCCUGCUUUUUCGCCAAUGACCAGUGCACUCACACACACUCCCAUCACCUCUUUCCCCUAGGAUUCAGUACAAACUCUGUGAAAUGGGACUUACUGUUUUAAAAGCUCCGGUUCCCAAUUUGAAGUUCAGCGGCUCGUCGAAGUAAGCGUGAGCAACAACAACAAAAAACUGUCUCAGUAAGACCCUGUUUUGUUUUAUUCAAAAUCACUGGAUGUCGUCAACAAACCUAUUAAAGCACACCAGAUAAACCCAUGGCAUGGUGUAAAUAAAAAAGUUGCCCUCUGGUCCAUUCCCACUAUGGUUAUUACAAUGUUUGUGCCCCUUUGCCUCACCGCCUCUCUGCUUUCAUAUUGACUUCUGUAUAAUAACAAAGAGACGGGGGGCCUCAUCAUAAAGACAGCUUUGUCAUGGAUCUGCAAGUGAGGAGCUACGUGGAGAACAGACACACAUCAGACGUUUUUGGUCCCACUCCCAGUCUGCAACAGGUUAUUGCCCUGCAGAAACAAACUGGAAGAAGGAGCAAACGCUUGCUACUCUCCUCCACGGCAGUGAAUAAUCUCCUGGCCAGGACCGGACUUGACAGCUAGGGAGGUGUGAACAACUUAUCCCCAGAGGUUAAACCCUUAUUUUAAGAUGCACUGUACCUUACAAUGCUCUGUUACUACUUAAACCUCCCUCAUUCUCUCUCAUUAUUUGUGUUCUAGUGAUAGUUAAAUUAUUCCAAAUGAUUUACACUUCCACCAUCACUGUUGACUUUAUUACGUUACGCUGAUGAUUUUUUUCAACAGUAACAGCCCUACGAUAAUGAUUCAAGGGCUAUGAUGAGAGCGCAAGUCUCCAAAUCAGCCUGAUAACUAUACAGAUGUAUAUUUCUCUGUGUUGGUGCCAUGUUUACAAAAAUGUGUUUAUUUAAAAUAUUGGCAUAUUUCACAAUAAAAUGUGGUUUGUGUAUUGAAUUAGUUGCUGGACCGUGAAGCAUUGCUGCACAUUUCUUGCUUAUUCUUUAGCACUGUGGGUAAAGUUAGGAGUAAUAUGAUAUAAAUAUGUAUAAAAAUCUGGGGAAAUUAAUUUUGUAAUGUUGGUUUGCAGUUGGGCUCACACAUUCUUAAUGUCUGGGCUUUGGAUUUAAUUAUUUGUUCUUCCGAGUUUUGUUUAAACCAGAAGUCAGAUUUUUUUUAAUAGUUUUUUUAAUUUUGGUUUGUUUUUCAAAUUCAAUGUGGUGAAAACUGGAUUCCAACUCCCUUGUUUAGACUGAAGGAUGUGUGAUGGAUGUUUGGAAAGACACUAAUUUAAAGAUGCCAGACAGCUGAUUUCACCCAGCUGUGAGUGUAGACUGUAAACACACACCAGACUAUCUAUCCAUCCAUUCACCAAUAGCUAUACCUGAUCCUUGCGGGUCACGGGAGCCAACGCCAGAUGACAGUGGGUGAGACACCCUGGACAGGUCACCAGUCAAUCACAGAUGACAUUCACACCUACAGGCAAUUUACAGCUAACCUGCAUGUCUUUGGACUGUAGGAGGAAGCCGGAGCACCCGGAGGAAACCGACGCAGGUGCAGGGAGAACGUGCAGACUCCACACAGAAAGGCCAGAGCAGGUGUCAGACUAUUUGGAAAAGCACAGAUGUAACUAAUAACUAACUAUGACUCUGUUGCAUUUCAGUGUGCCAGUCAUGUCAGUGAGCCAGCAUGCAGGAUACCAGGGGUCUGACAUGGCAACACCUAAACAGAAUGCAACCCUAAUUAAUGUUAUUAGUUGCACCUGUGUUUGUCAUGAAAAAUGUCUGUGACUUGUCAAACAGUCAGGCAAUGUCAGACCUGAGAUCUGUAAUAUGUUGAUUUUCUUUUUCUGUUAAAUGUUGAUGAGGAACAUACAAUGUAUAAUAAACUAAACAUGUUUUACUG
This is a messenger RNA of Micropterus salmoides (largemouth bass), 5040 nucleotides long. It is a transcript of the gene gpc3, whose product is annotated as glypican 3. Gene Ontology annotation, biological process: cell migration; regulation of protein localization to membrane; positive regulation of canonical Wnt signaling pathway. The record is from RefSeq and is a predicted model, not a curated record. NCBI's taxonomy places the organism in Eukaryota, Metazoa, Chordata, Actinopteri, Centrarchiformes, Centrarchidae. The coding region runs from base 1404 to 3155 and encodes 583 amino acids. Gene Ontology annotation, cellular component: cell surface; plasma membrane; extracellular region. The transcript has 8 exons.